UUCCAAACAUAUAAUAGACAAGAGCACGAGGGCUGAGGAAAAGACGAGGGCAGAAGCAGCUGUCAGCAGCACCACGUGGCUUAUUUUCGAUUGCGUCAUGUUUCCACAAGUUACCAACAGCUACACUUAUGAGGACUGCAAGGCCACGGCCGAUUGGCUGCUGGCUCGGACUGACGUGCGGCCCUUAAUCGGCAUCGUGUGCGGCUCGGGCCUUGGCGGACUUGCGGCCAUGUUGAAGGACCAGGUGGCCAUCAACUACAAGGAUAUCCCAAACUUUCCGCAGAGCACAGUGCACGGUCACGCCGGCCGUCUGGUUUUCGGACAGUUGAAGGGUCAGCCGUGCGUCUGCAUGCAGGGCCGCUUCCACCUGUACGAGGGUUACGCCAUCCACAAGAUCACGCUGCCCAUGCGCAUCUUUAAGUUGCUGGGCGUCCACACCGUGAUGCUGACCAACGCGGCAGGGGGUCUUAAUCAGGACUUCAAGGUGGGAGACAUCAUGAUCAUGAAAGACCACAUCAAUAUGCCGGGUUUUUCGGGGAUCAACCCUCUCACCGGUCCCAACGACGAGAGGUUCGGCACGCGCUUCCCAUGCAUGUCCGACGCGUACGACCGCGAGCUUCAGCAGCUGGCGGCGGAUGUGGGCCAGGAACUGGGCUUUGGAGACUUCCUCAAAGACGGUGUCUACUGCGUGUUGGGCGGUCCAUCCUUCGAAACCAUCGCAGAGUGCUGGAUGAUGCACAAGCUGGGCGCCGACGCUGUGGGCAUGAGCACGGUGCACGAGGUGAUAGUGGCUCGCCACUGCGGCAUGCGGGUUUUUGCCCUGUCGCUGAUCACCAACCAGGCGGUGAUGGACUACAACAGUGAGGAGAAGGCCAACCACGAGGAGGUUCUCCAGACGAGCAGGCAAAGGGCAAAGCAGCUGGAGCAGCUCAUCUCCUCCAUGGUGACCAGAAUGGACAACAACAACAACAUCUAGGCCUGAACCGCCAUAUUUGCUCAUUCCAUAGGUCAAAGUUCCACUUCAUCCAAUCACAUUGUUGAUUUCUUGACUUUAUUGAAGUGUGAUAUCAUUGUUUUUCUAUGUUUGGCUUUUUCAUAAAAGUUUUAUUUAUUA
Nerophis lumbriciformis (worm pipefish) is the source of this 1114-nucleotide messenger RNA. RefSeq names its product purine nucleoside phosphorylase 5a (gene pnp5a). Gene Ontology annotation, molecular function: purine-nucleoside phosphorylase activity. Lineage: Eukaryota; Metazoa; Chordata; Actinopteri; Syngnathiformes; Syngnathidae. Gene Ontology annotation, biological process: nucleoside metabolic process. The record is from RefSeq and is a predicted model, not a curated record. Gene Ontology annotation, cellular component: cytoplasm.